AUGGAACGGCGCAACGGCGGUGGAGGGGGAUUCUGCUCCUUCCCUCUUCUAUUUGCCGUCGCCGCCUCCUUCGUGGUGGCAGUUCUUGCGCGGGUACUGUACGUGCUGUACCACACGGGAAGGCCGCUCCGCUCUAAGAAGGGUGUGCGGCCAUUACGCACGCUCAUCAUUCUCGGAUCCGGUGAGAGAACGCUUAGUUCAUUUUAUUUUUUCAGGGAAAAUUGUUGAUUAUUUUUUACUGGUUUGUCGCGGCGCUGAGGUUGAUCGAGCGUUUGAUUUUGGAGGACCCAGGGGGUCACACGGCCGAGAUGCUCAAUCUCUUGGCGGUGCUCGACAAGGACAAGUUCAACCCCAGAUUCUACAUCUCUGCUAUCACGGAUAGCAUGAGCCUCCAGAAAGCUGAGGUUUACGAAGAAUCAAUCGCGCCGCAGAAUGUAUGUCGCCUUCCUCCCCAGUCAAUCACACUUGCCCUAUUAUUGAUUUUUUCUUCAGUCACCAUGCCGUUUUAGAUUUUUUUUGGGGAAAAAUUUAAUUCAAACUAUCUAUCGUUUGCAAUCUUCAGCACAAAGGGAUCAUUUCAAAAACUCCAAAAUUCCAAAUAUCGGAUUUAGGGGCAGAACUUGGCAAAAAAAAAAAAUCCACUUAAAAAAUGCUAAUUUCGAAGCUUAAAAGCAUGCCAUGCCAUGCCAUGCCAUGCCUUAUGAAUCACCACUUUUCGGGAGACAUUUAACCAUCCAGAUAAUCUGAUGGUUACAGUUGUGUUUAUGAACCUGAAAGUUGUCUCUAUGAUCGCGAGGCACGUGAUGGGAGACUUAUUUUACUUCCCUGUCUGCCUUCAAAGGGACUAAAACUAUUCACUUCGCAAAGGUUCUUGAUUCACAUCUCUGACAAAUUCUGUUAACCAAAGUGAUGCUGAUCAAAUCAUUUUGGGGUUAGAAAUGCCAAUGGAUCCUAUGAAAUCGACGGACAAGUCCUUUGGGAUUUUAGAAAACCCUAUGAGACUUUACUGAUCUCGUGGUUAUCUAUGUUCUAAUAUAGAAUAUCUUAGUCAGGGUUUCUUUUCUCGGUUUUUUUAAGCAGAAUCAGGGCUUCCUGCUUGACUGCCCUGACUGUUGUUCUAUCCUCCUCUGUCAAUGUACGUCACCCAGCGGUGAGGACAUGACUUGAACUGUACAUCAUGUCCCCUUGGUUUUAUACUAACAGCUUAUUCAGUCAAGGUAUGGAAAUACCUUAUAUUAAAUUGAAUAAAUCGAAGAUUACUACACAAAAAAAUGAAACGAGGAUACUGCAGUGUGCUUAAACAAACAAAACAGAAAAAGAAUUUCAAACGAGGAACAGGACCCAAAUCCCUUACAUCCUAGAACGUGGGUGCACAAUUGACUACCGAUAGUCAACUACAAAAAAUACAAUUUGAUGGCUCACUGGUGCCUGUGUAGCUUCUAUCGUGGACGUGGCAUAGAGAUCAGAUAACACGUAUUCUGAAGGUCGGGCAAUGGCUUCGAGGCCACAAUGUCCUGUGAGUGUCCUCCAUUGAUGUCCAGCACCAUGCUAUUGACAAAGUCUGGUCAUAAGGGUUGCAUAACCAACUAGUGUUUUCAUUAAGGAUAAACCAUUUAUGUCAGUUACUCAUAUGCAUUUCACAUAUACUGGCAAAAUAGAAGCCAAUCUACUUUGUUCAUUAUUACACAUUCAAAUUAAACUAUAUUCUUUCAUAAUCCCUGGGAACUCGAUUGGACAUUUCACUUGGGGUAGAUACUGUUUAUACAGCACUUAUGGUGUAUGAUUUGUAUCUUUCUUUCUGCAUUAUAAAUAAGGUUACAGACUUUUUUUCUCUGAUGAUUAUCUAUAUUUGGAUAGAUUUGCGGUCAUUAAUGUGGUAUUGAUAUUAAUAUGUACGCAUGAUCUGUAUCUCGUCCGUUUGCUUCUGUAGUUGUCACAUAACAGCCAGAGCUGUUGCCUGAUUUCGCUGGUUAUAGUUUCUGAAAAGGAUGUAGUCUCACAAUUGGGGCUGGUUAGUCAUAUUGCAAGAAGUUCCUACCAACCUCAUCUUGACUGGCAGCAGAAUGAACAGAUCCAAUGCUAAGGGUGCAUGUAGACUACAGGGAGAUGAGAGCGGACAGAGGAGACGUACGCACUCAAGACUGGUUCAGUUUGUUCACAAUAAAGUGAACAUGGUGCUCUGUACAUGGCAUUACCUGAUCUUGAAAAAUCUUUCCACCUAUCCAUCAUUUUCAUGGUGCUCUUGGGACUACUUGGGGGGCCAUUUUUUUGAAUCUUUCUUUGACUUUUUUUUAUUGGUUGCAGACAGGCACUGGGGACGAGAUGAAUCCUGCUCAUUUUAUGAAGAUCUAUCGAAGCCGGGAAGUGGGUCAAUCUUACAUAACAUCUGUCGGAACGACCAUAGUCGCUAUCAUCCAUGCAUUAUGGUUGACAUUUAAGAUCAGGCCUCAAGUGGUAUUUUUUCAAUAUAUUAAAGUUUCUGGUCGUCAAAUUCUCAGAACUCUUGAAGUAUCACGUAAUUCUUUGAUCUUGUUUCAGGUCAUUUGCAACGGCCCGGGUACUUGUAUUCCACUCUGUGUUUGUUCGUUCCUUCUCAAGGUUUGGACUUUUGUACACCGAGGAAUCAUCUUCCAAAACUGAAGCAUCAGAUUCAUUUUAAACUUUAAUCGAAGAGGAAAUAAACACAAUUUUUUGGUUUCUUUCUCUGAAUAUUGGGACGACUUUACGGCCUUUGCUAUUUAUAAUUAGCUAAUUAAGAAUUUCUUAUCGACGAUAGCAAACCCAGAACAUAAACUUUUGCUCCAAAACAGCUGGGAUUUCGACCAGGAUUCAAAUUUAGACCUGGGGCUUGUUUUUUUUCAAAGAUUUUACCUCUAUGAUUUUUCGAUCUCAUUUAUCACCCUUUUGAGAGAUUCGACUACAUAUUUCUGUCAAACAAGAAAAUUUACUUGGAUUCAAGGCAGACGAAACUCUUCUGCUCAAGGUGGGAUUGGUAGAGGAGGGCUCAACUCUGCUGCCAGCUCACAUGCAGAACAUCAUAGCGAACUAUUUUUUUUGAGCAAUAAAUUGACAGACUCUUGUUCUUCAGAAACUAUUCACCAUGGGUGGAAGUUCCAACAUAUUGCUUUAAUAUUCACCGAUCUCUUAUUAUAAAAUGUCCAUAGGAGAUUGACUGUUCUGUCAUCUCUGACAGGUGGUCGGUAUUAGAUGGUCAUCCAUCUUCUACGUUGAGAGCAUAGCAAGAGUCAAGAAACUGUCCUUGAGUGGUUUCCUUCUCUACCACUUACGCAUGGCUGAUCAGUUAUUUGUCCAAUGGCCGUACUUGAAGACAAAACAUCCCAGAGCUCUUUACGUUGGCCGCCUCAUGUAG
Spirodela intermedia is the source of this 3370-nucleotide messenger RNA. The record is from the annotation of a GenBank genome assembly. NCBI's taxonomy places the organism in Eukaryota, Viridiplantae, Streptophyta, Magnoliopsida, Alismatales, Araceae.